This is a messenger RNA of Lathyrus sativus (Indian pea), 909 nucleotides long. The record is from the annotation of a GenBank genome assembly. Lineage: Eukaryota; Viridiplantae; Streptophyta; Magnoliopsida; Fabales; Fabaceae.
AUGUCUAUCACUUCCUUCAAAUCCCUCACAAUGGCCGAAUCCUGCUUACUCUCUCAACCUUCACUCUUCUACACCAAAACCAAAUCCUCAUUCAUCUCUAACUCCGCCAAGCCUUUCAAAAUUCAAAACCCUACGUACAAUUCUUCUAGGGUUUCGCACUCUCUUUCCCUCACUGCCGGCAAGAGAAGAACCCGUUAUUCUUCGUUGCUGACAUUCGUAGCACAGACUUCUGAUUGGGCUCAACAGGGAGAGAAGGAAGAUGGAGCUACAUGGGAGAAUCAAGGUGAACCUAAAUGGGGAAGCGAGACUGAAAGCAACGAAGGUGAUGGUGAGGUUGGGGGUUACGGAGAACCGUCUGAGGAAUUGAAGAUUUUUGUUGGGAAUUUGCCGUUUGAUGUUGAUAGUGAGAAAUUGGCUGAGCUUUUUGAACAGACUCCAGGGACUGUGGAGAUUGCUGAGGUGAUUUAUAACAGGGAGACCGAUAGAAGUCGUGGAUUUGGAUUUGUGACAAUGAGUACAGCUGAUGAAGUUGAGAGGGCUGUGAGCAAGUUCAGUGGCUAUGAACUAGAUGGAAGAGCGUUGACUGUUAAUAAAGCCGCUCCAAGAGGAUCACCAAGACCUGAACGCGUACCACGUGCCGUUGAAUCUGGUCUACGAAUCUAUGUUGGUAACUUGCCAUGGGAGUUUGACAAUACUCGCCUGGAGCAACUUUUCAGCGAACAUGGUAAGGUUGAGAGUGCUCGGGUAAUCUAUGACCGAGAGACAGGUCGAUCACGUGGUUUUGGGUUUGUUACAAUGACCAAUGAGGCUGAAAUAAAUGCAGCCAUUGCUGCUCUUGACGGCGAGAGCUUGGACGGGAGGGCAAUCAGAGUGAAUGUUGCUGAGGAAAGGCCUAGGCGUAACUUCUGA